AUGGGUUGGAACGCGCCGCGUCGUCUCGUGGUGUCAAUAUCUACGUUAUUUGUCGCCGCGCUUCUCGUUACCAUACCUCCGAGGGUCUCUUUUGCGGCCACGGACCCCGCUCAAGUGGCCAUUCUACAGCAGCUUGCGGGCCUGGGAAACGCUAACGACGCGCCCUUCAACACGUGGACGGGCGGCGACCCCUGCGGGGCGGCAUGGGAUGGCGUCAGGUGCACUGCUGGCGAUGGCGGUUACGACGUGGUUACCGAACUCUUUCUUGAGGAUGCGCAACUGACUGGCACCUUGCCGCCUUCCCUCUUCGACCUCACAUCCCUUCACACAAUCAACCUGGGCAAGAACCCGGGCCUUCAGGGCUCCAUCCCAGCAAACCUUGGGAACCUCGCGCAGCUGACCAUGCUUAACCUGCAGGGCUGCAGCCUUUCAGGCCCGGUGCCCACCUCCAUAGGCAACCUGACCCACCUCAUCUACUUCCUCGUGGCGCAGAACCUGCUUUCGGGGCCUCUCCCGGACCAGUUUGGGCUGCUGCCGAAGCUGUUUCAGAUCGACAUUAUAGACAAUCAGUUCAGCGGCACCCUGCCCUCCUUCGCUGGGGCGUCUAGUUUAGUGCACCUCCACAUGAGUCGCAAUCACCUCUCAUCCAUCCCUGAUGAAAUUGCGCAAUUGCCGAGCCUACAGCAUUUGAUUGUGGACGGCAAUCGAAUCGUCCAGCCAUUCCCCCUCUCUCUCAACGGAUCGGCUCUCAGUGUUAUUUACUGGAGUGGCAACACCAUCACCGAGCCUUUGCCUUUGGUCUGGAAUCUUCCAAACCUAAAGGACUUCUUGGCCAGCAACUGCAGUAUUCCAACACAGAUUCUGCCAUCCUUCCCCCAAUCCAAGGUCCUCGCCAAUCUAGACCUGAGUCGGAACAACUUUGGAGGGUCUAUUCCCGGUUCUCUCUUCACAGACAACCCCAACUUGGUCAACCUCAACCUCGCCAACAACGCUCUCGAGUACGCCCUCCCUGCUGACAUCAACCUAGCAGCCAACCUGCAAUCGCUCUUCCUCUCGGGCAAUCGCCUCACAGGCACGCUGCCGGACCUCUCAGGGCUGAGCAAAGCAGUGUCACUCUCUUUUUACGACAACCUCCUGACGGGCCCUCUGCCCCGCCUCAACCGCUCCGACAUCACGCUGCAGCUAUACGGCAACCCCCUCUGCUCGCCCUUCACUCCUGAAAAGCAAGCCCCCUGCAGCCCGCCAGCCGACCUCACCCAGUACACCGCGCCCUCCUUCUGCCAGGGCUUCGCCUGCCAGCCAGACGACCUCUACAGCCCCAGCCAGCCGCUCUUCCUGCAGUCCAGCCUCUGCAUCUGCGUGUCGCCGCUGCGCGCUGACGUGGCGCUGUAUCUGUCGUCCUACGUGGUGUUCAAUCAAGCGCUUGUGGACCGACUCGAGGAGAUUUUAUUUCAGGAGCUGGUUGGUGGCAAGUUUGGGCUCAAUAUCACCAAGUCGCAGGUGCUAAUCUCAGCCAUCAAGAGCCCCUCCUCCCUCCCCUCCCUCGCCUCCACCUUUGCAUCGGACCACACCACUCACGAGUCCACCAGCACCGUCACCAUCCUCUUCUUCCCACCCGUCGGCGACGACAGCUGGUACCCGCGCGACCUCCCAAGGGGCAUCAAGCAGGCGCUCUCGCUGCGCAACACCGACCCCACACAGCAGAUGAAUUUGAGUGAAUUCGGGUCGAUUCUCUCCGUGCACUUCCAUGGCCCCGCGCCCUACAACCCCCCAUUGCAGCCGGCCUCGUCGGGGCUGAGCACGGGUGCCAUCGUGGCCAUCUCUGUGUGCUCCGCUGCUGUUGCCAUCGCCCUCAUUGUGGCUCUGCUCAUGCGCCCCUGGGAGAGGCGAGGGUGGAGCAAUGCGGACUACGAGGCGUUGGAGGGCAUCAACCUGCAGCACGCGCGGCGCUACUCCCUGUGGCAGCUGGCGGAGGCCACCCAUGGCUUUGAUGACUCCGCCGUGCUGGGCAAGGGAGGGUUCGGCACGGUGUACCGGGGAGUGCUGAACGGUGAGCCGGUGGCGAUCAAGAAAGCAACGGAGAAGCGGCGGCACGACGGGGUGGAUUUCAAGAACGAGAUUGAGAUGCUGACAGCCGUGUCGCACGGCAACCUGGUGAAGCUCACCGGCUUCUGUGUGGAGAAGGACGAGCAGCUGCUGGUGUUUGAAUUCAUGGAGGGGGGCGCGCUGGACGCCUGGAUCAAAGGAAAGACGGGGCGCGCCCUAUCAUGGAAGGAGAGGAUGGGGAUUUCCCUUGAUGCAGCGAGUGCGCUUCACUACUUGCACAAGGAGAUGAGGCCCGGCAUCGUGCACCGCGAUAUCAAGCCGGCCAAUAUUCUGCUGACAGCGUCUCUCGAAGCCAAGGUGGCCGACUUUGGCAUUUCCAAGUCGCUGCCGGAACGGGGCGAGCUGGUGCAGGAGGAGAUCAUCGGCAGCAAGGGCUACAUCGACCCGCACUUUGCGGUGUCAGAGGUGCUGACGGAGCGCAGUGACGUGUUCAGCUUCGGGGUGGUGCUGCUGCAGCUGGCCACGGGGCAGCCGCCUGUCAUUCAGGGAGUGCCGCUCAGCCAGGUCGUGCUGCACCUCGCCUUCGGCCCCCACGGCCUCUCCGCUGCUGUCGACCCCAAACUCUCCCACUUCUUGCGCGCCCGGGCUGAUCCCGCUGCUGCUGCUGCUGCUGCUGCUGCUGCUGCUGCUGCUAAAACUAGCUCUGCUGAGGGUGCUGCUGCUGCGGCUGCUCCUGGUUCUGCAGCUGGAGGGGAGGUGAGUGCGGGGGAGAUGGUGGAGGGGUUGGAGGAGACGUUCGGCACGUUCCUGCGGGUGGCGCUGUGGUGCACAGCAGAGCACCCCUCGCUUCGUCCCGACAUGGAGCAGGUCGUAUCUGCGCUGCGCAGCAUCAGGGACCAGCUUCGGGUGCUAUCUGAGGGAGGCGUUGCUGCUGAUGGCUCGCUUUCCAGCCAUGCCACCGCUGCAGCAGGAGCAGCAGGUGCAGGUGCUGCUGUGGGCCCUGUAGGAUCGAUCCCUAGCGGCGCCAAUGGUUACAAUGCAGCUGCUGGUAACCAGCAUAUGAAUUAUCACCCCAAUGCUGGUACCACUGCUACUGCCGGUGGUGGUGGCGGUGGUGGCGUUGGCGCUGCUGCUACUGGCGGGUACACCACAGGUGCAGCGGCAGCUUCAGCAACAGCUGGGUUCAGCCCAGGGGGGGGCAGAUCUCCUGAGACUGGGCUCACAGGGGCGCCGUCUAGUCUGACCACUCUGUGGAACCCCAUGGGGGGUUCUUCGUCGGGUCAACCGGGGUCAAGCUGGUCAAACCUGGGUGAGGAGCAGACGACGUUGAUGGAUGGGUAUGGGGACACCGGCACACAGAACCACACAUUGACAGGACCCCGGGCCCGGUAG
Molecule: messenger RNA, 3438 nt
Organism: Closterium sp. Yama58-4
Lineage: Eukaryota; Viridiplantae; Streptophyta; Zygnematophyceae; Desmidiales; Closteriaceae
Source: the annotation of a GenBank genome assembly